Portunus trituberculatus (swimming crab) is the source of this 2099-nucleotide messenger RNA. RefSeq lists its product as uncharacterized. The record is from RefSeq and is a predicted model, not a curated record. Bases 58 to 1263 code for a protein of 401 amino acids. Gene Ontology annotation, molecular function: protein binding. Lineage: Eukaryota; Metazoa; Arthropoda; Malacostraca; Decapoda; Portunidae. The transcript is spliced from 10 exons.
CGCAUAUUGUCCACCAACGCUGAGUACGUGUCAGAAUCCUGUACGACUUAAGUGAUCAUGUGUAUUCUGACUCGUGACUCAAGACCCAUCGCCCACCAGUCCGGCACCAGCAGUCUCUCUCUCUUGCUGGUCCGCGCACUACUUCAGAACCCAUCCACCCGCCACGGCCCACGCCUCGAGCGGUCCUGCAGCCUCUCCACUCUCUGUGCUGGAAGAGGUGACGACGGCCACUCCCUGACGCUGCUCUUCACAAACACUAAGGUCAUCUCGCCUCUCACCAUGGUGACUUCACGUGGCUCCUUGCAAGUGGUCCUCUCCCUUGUUUUCCUCCUUGCCUUGCUUUACACUGCAGAAGUAGGAUGUCAAGAAAGCAGCCAGAUCGAAUGUCAGAGUGGCGGUCAGUAUAUUUCAAGAGAUAGUAUUUGUAACCAGAGACGAGAUUGUUCGGACGGCUCAGACGAGGAGGCCAGCCUGUGUAAGCUAUGGCCGCCAACGUCUAGGAAUUGUCGUUAUGCUUCUGAACAAUCCAUCUAUUACUAUGGAGGGUGUCGGACAGCAUAUUACGUGUGUAGGAACGGUGGAAGUGGCAGUAACAUAAACUCGACAAUUUGUGAGAUUAUUCUUCAACCAAAACUAGGCGUAAGGAAGCCAGAUGGUAUGAACAUGAGCAGUGAGGUGAUCUCCUUGCUGAAUUCAGCUGUUAACUCCACCUUGAAUUAUAAGACGCCAGACUGCCCCAUGCUGUACCUCCGCGUCGGAAAUGAUUGUCUCUCUUUCUUCUCACCAGCCAAGGUGUCGUGGGCAGAGGCUCGACAGUUCUGUCUUAGCAUCUAUGGUGACCUGUGGCAUGCAAAGGAUUUUGAAAGUUAUGGCCGCCUAAUGGAGUAUAUGAGAGAGGAAAAAUUGACCUCUAAUUACUGGAUUGGCGGACGCUACGAUAUUGAUACCAAUGCAUGGUCGUGGACGGCAGACGACUCUGCCAUGCCCCUUGGCGCUCCAUUCUGGUCGAUGAAGUACAAGGACUCCUGCGUGCAAAGGGGACCUCCACACACCGACCCAUAUUCCGCACCGCCCGCAGCUCUACCCGGGGCCCGCUGUUAUCGAGCCGUCUUAUCUCCACAACAAAGAUCUCCGGGCUGGUGUUCUGCAAUGACCUACGAGCACUUCUACUACUGGACUGACGAGAUGUGUGAUAAAACCUUCAGCCCACUGUGCAUCUUCACUGGCCCCGUCGCCGCCCCCAGUGUGGCUGACGCUCAUUAGGAAGGGACUAAUGUUAUCGUGCACAGCCUAUUGCUAAGCUUAUUAUAUUAUAGACAUUCCUUUUCUCUAACAAUGUUUGUAAAACUGAGCAACAAAAAGUACUUCGUUACACCAAGAUCGAGAGAAAUAAAUCCUGGUCACGACACUCAUUGUGAGGAGGAUCGGGAAGCAGUUGUUUUGUCUCCAGCUAUCUAAUUGGCGGCGUCUUGUGGAACAGUAACAUCAUGACAUAUCGUGAAGUAAAAUGCAUCUAUUGAGUGGAAUGUGCUGUUUACUUGCUGUUAUUGGGUGGAGUGUGCUGUUCACUUGCUGUUAUGUAGUGGAGUGUGCUGUUCACUUGCUGUUAUUGGGUGGAGUGUGCUGUUCACUUGCUGUUAUUGGGUGGAGUGUGCUGUUCACUUGCUGUUAAGGAAGAGAUAAAGGGAGUAUUCUGUGAGACUGUUAUUAAGACUAAAAUUUAUAUUGAAUAAAAAGUCACUGGCAUGUAUGUAGUGUGUUAAAAGUUUGGGUAAUCUGUUACUUAACUAUAUGCAUGAUCUAGCGAUCAACGUUUCAGUAUCUUUGUUCAACUUUUGUACACGAUUAUCGUUUUGUCUGGUGCCAUUUCAGGGUUAGCAUUUCAAUGUAUACUAUGAUGCAUAGAAAUAGAGUUGCUGCAUCCUGCUUUAACGGCUUCUACAUGCAGCUCGAGUAUUACCGAGUUUGUGCAUGCAGAGUCCUUGUCUUAAAGUAUAAAGAACUGAUAAGGAAAAUUUGUGUUUGCCAAGUCUAGAAUGCAUUUAGCUUAUGUGAGAUCGUAUACAUAAUACUGCAACUAAAUAAAAACAAAGAUAGAC